CGCUGGUUGGGUUGUCCUUCUUUGGAGCCAUUGGAUUGACAUUCCUCCUGUUGAGCUGUGCACUGGAUCAAUAUGGGUACGUAUUUGCCCCCUACCUCUGAAAUCUGUGAGACACUCUUGGUAAAUGGGACAACAUGUGGAAGUUAGCUAUGUAACUAACUCCAAUGCAAUACCUAUAUUAGUGUCACGUUUUACCCCAAGGUGUUUAACCCUAUUGGAGCAGUGGUUAGUUGUUUUGCGUGUGGGCUGGGUGAUCCGGGUUAAAGACCUGCAAGAGGUGUUACACUGAUGGUGAUUGCUAUAUUAUGUUCUGGAUCUCUGACAAAUAAACAAAAUGAAAAUGAGCACAACUGAUUUGUUUUCACAGGGUGUACUGGCCUCUCUUCGUCCUUUUCUUCUACGUACUCUCUCCUAUCCCCACCUUCAUAUCCAGAAGGCUCAGUGAUGACAGUGAUGUGGCCAGCAACGCAUGCAGAGAGCUGGCAUACUUCUUCACUACGGGAAUUGUGGUAUCUGCGUUUGGGCUUCCUAUCAUACUGGCCCGGGUUGCAU
This is a messenger RNA of Coregonus sp. 'balchen', 552 nucleotides long. Lineage: Eukaryota; Metazoa; Chordata; Actinopteri; Salmoniformes; Salmonidae. The record is from the annotation of a GenBank genome assembly.